AGCCAUUUUGGCUGAAUGUCCUAUUGGUCCAUGUGGUGGCCCCAUUGACCAACGCCCGCUGAGAUCGGGAUGGGCUGGGCUCGGCUGGGCUGGAGGCGCUCGGCGGGGCUGGGCUUGCCGAGGGCCGAGCGGGAGGCAUGCUUCGACUUCGUAGUGCCUUCGGGGUCAGACCUUGUCCGAGCCUGUGGCGUCGCCAAGGCGUCGGAGCUGUCGGCGCUUCCUGCUCAAGGCCUGCCCAUUACGCGCGGCCGCGGGUUUGAGAGGCGCUCCGCGCAGACAGGCCCGGCCGGUGGGCGGCACGGCGCCUCAAGGCAGGACAUGCAGAUAGCAAUCAGCGACGUACUGAGCCGUCACGCGCUCGACGCGGCGAUGCGCGUCAGGUCGGUUUCGCACUUCAUCGGCAUCUUCAUAGAUCAGUGGUCCCCGCGGGGCAUCCGUAUUCUCGAAGGGAAGCACAUGCCCUAUAUUCCCGAGGAUCAUCCCCUGGCUUGGUGCGCGCGAGAGAGUAUCCGCUCCGAGAGGGACUGCUGGAAAGAGUCCAUGAAUAUAAUGCGAAUGCUGGCCCCAGGCGAGACGGUGGCCGUCGACCUGAGCUGCCCGCGGGAGCAGUGGAGACUCAGUGGCAUGCUGCCGCUGUCUCGCGCGAAGCCAGCAUUGCUUCCGCGAGGGGUUGCGAACAUCAAGAGGAAGCGUGUUGUGAAGCGUGUGGUUCCCAUGGGCCGCGUCGCGAGCGAUGGCUGGAUGGAGGGCGGCUCCAGGUGCAGUGGUGAGGCUGCCGCAGCAUCCCGCGAUAGCAGGACCCGCUAGCUGGAGGCCACAAAGUAGGAUCGACGGCGAGCGAGGGGGGGAAGUGAGAAGGGAAAGCCUCUCCCAGAAGGCGGCGGGACUUCUCAGAAGCUCUCGCUGCUUCUGAUACGUU
Molecule: messenger RNA, 919 nt
Organism: Prorocentrum cordatum
Lineage: Eukaryota; Dinophyceae; Prorocentrales; Prorocentraceae
Source: the annotation of a GenBank genome assembly